Messenger RNA from Dreissena polymorpha, 1871 nucleotides. Its product is annotated as pirin-like. The record is from RefSeq and is a predicted model, not a curated record. The transcript is spliced from 9 exons. The coding region runs from base 289 to 1227 and encodes 312 amino acids. NCBI's taxonomy places the organism in Eukaryota, Metazoa, Mollusca, Bivalvia, Myida, Dreissenidae.
AUCUUCGUGUUGUUAAGAAUCUAGAAAUAAUUUAAGUUCCAUGGAUUUGUGUUGACAUGUAAUUUUAAUAUAAAACUAUACGGUUAUUUGAUUGCAACACAUUUAGUGUUAAUAAUAAUAUUGAGCAUUAAGAAUGCAGUAGGCAGUUAAGCAUAAAUCGAUAUUUACAUCGCGUUCUACUUUUCGUCGAUAAGCAGUUAUAUUUAAAUACAGGUAAAUAUAUAGAAUACUAUCAUAGUGCAUUUAAAAAAACAUCGUCCACUGGAAGAAACGGAUUAACUAAAGACGAUGGCGACAUCAUUGCGCGCGGUACGUAAGGUGUACACAGGCCACAAGCAGCGAGAGGGAGGAGGUUUCAUCGUGCGCCGCGCUCUAGGAGGGUCCGUGCCGUUAUGUGACCCUUUCCUGAUGCUUGACCACUUUGGUCCUAUCACGUACGCACCCGGGGAGGCCUUAGGGGCUCCUGACCACCCCCACAGGGGCUUCGAGACCGUCAGCUACGUGAUCAGCGGCGAGAUGUGUCAUAAAGACUCACAAGGCAACACUGGAAACCUGGGUCCCGGCUGGGUGCAAUGGAUGACAGCCGGAAGUGGUGUCGUGCACGCGGAGAUGCCGUCAGAGAAUACCCGGAAACACGGAGGCACAGUGGAGGGCUUUCAGCUCUGGGUCAACCUGCUGGCCAAAGAUAAGAUGAUCCCCCCUCGCUACCAGGACACGCCCCCUGACAAGAUACCCGUUGCCAUGACGACAGACAAACGCGUUGUUGUGAAAGUCAUUGCCGGCGAGUCGCUUGGGACCCGCGCAAGCAUCUCCACGCGCACCCCUAUCAUGUACCUCGACAUUCUGUUGACUCCGGGGUCGGAGUUUACACAGCACGUGCCGGAAAGAUAUGACGGAUUCAUUUAUGUUCGGGGUGGGAAAGCUACCAUUGGGAAAGUUGAUAUAGAAUUUGGACAGACUGCAAUAUUGGCACAAGGCACAGACGUCAAGAUUGAAAACCAUCAAAAGGAGGAGUGCCGGCUGCUGCUGAUCGCGGGGGAGCCGCUGCGGGAACCCGUGGUGCAACAUGGCCCCUUUGUGAUGAACACAGAACAGCAGAUUACACAGGCUAUCGAGGAUUACCGGAAGGGGAAGCUGGGUGAGAUUCCGGGGGCUGAUGAGAGACGCCGGGAGACGGAAGCAGCCAAGCGAACACAGAAGAGCACCGGAACAUGGGAUCGCAGCUAACUGCAUAAUAGUUCACUUUAGUGUUGAUUUUCUACUACAGGCGUAAAGAUCGAAGCAAAAAUAAAUCUUAAGUGAAGUGAUUGUAUUUAGAAUGUUUUGUCUUUGACGUUACAUUAACCAGAUAAAAUACUGUAUAUCUUUUGGUGUACUAUUUAUGUGUAAUUACGGUUUAAUUUUUAAUAUGAUGUAUACCAUUUAAUUGUUUUGAAUAUUUUCACGAGUCAUGUUUUCUAUUAGUUAUCACAAUAAUUUUUGUAAAGAUAUGCUUUUUGCAUGAAAUGUUUUAAAGAGGCACGAGAUAGAAAAUCCAGGCACAAAUCUCACUGUUUUAAUGAAAAUACCGUACGUAUAUUAACUGUAGUAGUUAUUGACCACAAUCAAGUAAUUUGUUCGCAAACUUUCUUUGAAACUAGCAUGAUCAGAAAAUGUGCUAGGUAGUCAGUAUUAUUGACCUGUAUAUUUAUGUUGUGUUAUUUCCUUUAAUAAUUUUGAUUAAUUUCUGUGUCAAUGCCAUCAAUUGGCCGCAAGUUGGGCGCCAAUAUUGCCGACUGGUAAUAUGUGGGUUCUAUCGUGGUGCAUGUAUAAAUAAACUCGCAUCGACAACUGUAACACAUGUAUUUGUUAUAAUAAAUAUUACAAAUAUG